Rotaria sp. Silwood1 is the source of this 2325-nucleotide messenger RNA. The record is from the annotation of a GenBank genome assembly. Lineage: Eukaryota; Metazoa; Rotifera; Eurotatoria; Philodinida; Philodinidae.
AUGGAAACCACUACAUGUUUCUAUUGUUUAGCCAUAGAUACAGUUAUUCAAUCUGUUCAAUACGAACGUUUAUCCAAGCGUAUAUCUCCUCAUUUACUUAUAUUACAUAAAUUAACUUCUCAACAAGAAUUAAUACCAUCAAUAAUACCAUGUUCUGCCAUAUUACACCAAUUAGAAAUACAAACAUUCAUACAACAAGAAUCUCCAUAUCAAAUGUUUCAUUUUCAAUAUCAAUCAUCAACGAAUUUUCAAAAAGAUAUUGUUCAACAAAUUUCAUCAUUUGAUUCUAUUGAUUCAAUAAACCAUCAAAUUUUACAAACUGAAAUUAAUUAUUUACAAAAACAAUAUGAUGAAGCGAGUGUUAUUGGUGAUUUUACUCAACAAUUAGCUGCUGAACAUAUUAUUUCAAAUAAACUUCAAAUGAUUGAAUCUUUUCAAAAACAAGAAAAAUCACAAAAAGAUAGUCAAAUAGAAAUUCAAAUUUCUUCCACAAUCGAUAAUCAACAAUCAGUUGAAUAUAAAAAAUCUAAAACUUCAAUAAAAUCAUCAACUAUCAAUGAAAAAUCUCUUGAUACAAAUCAAAUUAAUGAACAAAUACAUGAACUUUUGAACAAUUAUGAUAUAAUUUUACAAAAACAUAUAAAAAAUGAUCAAGCAGAACUUUCUAAAAUACAAACUGAUAUUGAUCAAAUAGAAAUUCAAACAGAUAAAUUAUCGUCUGCUCAUAUAGAACAAGAAUCAAAUAAAAUAAUGCAUCAACAAACGAUUGAUACUAUUGAAGAUCUUCAUCAAUUAAGUAUACUUGUAAAACAAAAAGAUAAAAUUCCUCUCCUAAUUCAUAAUAAUUUAGAAACAUCUCUUGAAAAAUUUCAACAAGAAAAUAAUCGUGAAAAACAAAUUGAUGUACAACUUCAAAUCUUAGAUAAAAUCGAUCAAUUAGAUAAUCAAUUCAUUAAUCAUAAAACAUUAGAAAAUCUUCGUAAACAUCUUCAUGAAGAACAAAAACAACAACAAGGUUCAAUAAUUCUUUCAUCAAAUAGACAAAUACAUAGUGAUACUCAUAUUCAAAUUAUACCUGUUCCAAUUCAUCUAUCAAAAUCACCAACAAUGACGAUUGUCGAAGAAAAACAAAUUAAAAAUAUUUCACAUCAAACAACAAUCAAACCUGCUAUUAGUGAAUUAAUACCAAAGAUUGAUUCAGUCGAACAAACUAAUCUUUCAUUAGUAACAACUAAUGCAAAAGAAUUAUAUCAAGAAUUACAAAAAAUGAAAUAUUCAAUUGAAAUGGUUUUUAAAAUUACUCAACAAGUAUCAGAUAUUGUAGAUGUUAAAGUUCCAUCAAGAAUUUCAUUGCCAAUGAAAAUAGGUGUAGCAAUCGAACAUGAUGAAGAAUAUCACACAACUGAUACUAUUCAUAAAAUUCGUGUACCUAGUCAAAGUCGUUUGCAAUCAAAUUCUAUUAUAGCCAUGAAUAGUUCUUUAUUUCCUAGAAAUAAUAUCGUUGAUACAAACAAUAUAUCUUCAUCUAAAAUAGUUGAUAUGCCAAAUAAUUCUGAACAUCAAUCAUCACCAUUAACAAUAGUCGGAAAUGUUGAGAAAUAUUCAAUUAUUCAAAGAAAAUCUAAAGAUCGAAAAAUUGCUACCUCAACACAACGAUCUAUUCCUCAAUCGAAACGAGAAUAUGGAGAAUUUGUUGAUGUUAACUCGCCAAAAUCAAACACUGAUGAACAACGAACAAAAGAUGAAGAAAAAUUUCGUGAAAAAAUCAAACGAAAAACACGUUUAGUUCAACUUGAAAAAAUAAAACAAGGUAAUACUGUUAUUCAUCAUCGAGUAGAUUUAUCAAAACAUGUUUUACUUGUUCCACAACGAGCAACUUAUGAAGAAAAUCUCGAACCAAUACCACCAUUAAUUCAUGUAAAAGAUACAACUAAUUUUUCAUUCAAUGAAAUGAACAUUGCUCCAUUAAAAUCUAAAAGAUCAUUACCAGUAGUAUCAGCAUCUGAUACAAAUAAUAAAUCUUUUGAUGUCAAUACAAUUGAUCAUCAGAAACAAAAAUCUGAAAUGAAAUUAUCAUCUUAUUCUACAACUAUUCUUUCUCCUGUUCAAGAAGAACCAGAAGAAAUUCAGACAUCCGAAGAUAUACCAUUUACUAAUAUAACAAAUAAAAUUAAUGAAUUAAUAACUUUUGAUCAUAAUGAAAAAUUAAAAUCUCUUCAUGAAAUACCUUUAAAUUUGUCGAUUACUGUUCCAUCAGAUAUUAUUCCAUCUAUAGAAGAAACAUUACAACAACAAAUUGAUGAAAAUAAACAAGUAAUAUUAUGA